GCUUCCUCCCCACCCGGCUUUGCGGAGCCGAGACCUGGCGUCUCCAGCUUAGGAGAGCACAUGCAGAGCUGCUCGGAAGCCGUCCCACUUAUCGGCAGAUCUCCCGAGAGGGCUCGGUGACGGCUCUGCCUGUCUGCGCAGGUCGCCUCGCGCGGGACUCCGGGCCUGAACCGCCGAGCCAGCCGGCCCGGCCCGCGGAGGUUGCAGCCGCGGGAGCGCGGGAGGCGGCGGCGGCCCAGGAAGGAGCUGCGGCGCCGGGCUUUUCUUGCUCUUGCACAAUCAUUUCUUAAAGAAAUCUAUAGCCAGAAAUUUGUACUGCAUUUUUAUUCAGGAAAGGACCAGGAGGAGAAGACUGUCGUCUCCUAGGAACCCAGCACUGGAGAAACGAGGAAAAUUCUUCCAAGGAUGGUCUCCCACUCAGAGUUGAGGAAACUUUUCUGUUCAGCAGAUGCAGUCUGUUUUGAUGUUGAUAGCACAGUUAUCAGAGAAGAAGGAAUUGAUGAACUGGCCAAAAUCUGUGGUGUUGAGGAUGCUGUGUCAGAAAUGACGCGGCGAGCCAUGGGUGGGGCAGUGCCUUUCAAAGCUGCUCUCACGGAGCGCUUGGCGCUGAUCCAGCCCUCCAGAGAACAGGUGCAAAGGCUCAUAGCAGAGCACCCCCCUCACCUGACGCCCGGCAUAAGGGAGUUGGUAAGUCGCCUCCAAGAGCGAAAUGUUCAGGUUUUCCUAAUAUCUGGUGGCUUUAGGAGUAUUGUAGAGCAUGUUGCUUCAAAGCUCAAUAUCCCAGCAACCAAUGUAUUUGCCAAUAGGCUGAAAUUCUACUUUAAUGGUAAGACUUUAAUGGUAACAUGUUUCCUUUCUCAUCACUUCUAUUAUUCAGUAUUCUAGGUAAUGUCUGUCGGAUUGCAGCUUAAGCAGGGUGGCAUGAGAGUUAAAUAUUGAGAUGAAUGAUUUUCUUGACUGAUUUCAUUUACUCCUUGGUUGCCUUUCCUCUGCAAAAUAGACUCAGGUCAUUAUCUGUCCAGCUUUAGUAUCCACAGCAUCACUUAUCUGUAUAUAAAUGUCUGCUUUUAAUAAAAUGU
Molecule: messenger RNA, 1079 nt
Organism: Microcebus murinus (gray mouse lemur)
Lineage: Eukaryota; Metazoa; Chordata; Mammalia; Primates; Cheirogaleidae
Source: RefSeq, a predicted model, not a curated record